Euleptes europaea (tarantolino) is the source of this 1427-nucleotide messenger RNA. RefSeq names its product peroxisomal biogenesis factor 13 (gene PEX13). The coding region runs from base 58 to 1236 and encodes 392 amino acids. Lineage: Eukaryota; Metazoa; Chordata; Lepidosauria; Squamata; Sphaerodactylidae. Gene Ontology annotation, cellular component: peroxisomal importomer complex; peroxisome; peroxisomal membrane. The transcript has 4 exons. Gene Ontology annotation, biological process: protein import into peroxisome matrix, docking. The record is from RefSeq and is a predicted model, not a curated record. Gene Ontology annotation, molecular function: protein binding.
UCGGCGCUCGAUUGAGGAAGCGGAGGAGACGACGCAGCUCAACGGAGCCGCCGCGCGAUGAUGGCGGCCAACCAACCUCCGCCGCCCAAGCCGUGGGAGAAUAGGCGCCUAUCUGCUGAUGUGACUGCCAACCAGUUGACUCGGCCUGGACAGCCCACCCUGAUACGAAUGCCCCCUCCAAUUUUGCCAAGGCCAUCUCAACAGGCAGGAAACAAUACCCUGAAUACUUUCAGAUCAGCUUACAGCAGCUCUUUUUCUCCAGGCUAUGGGACGUAUGGAAAUUCCUUUUAUGGGAGCUACAGCCCUUACAGUUAUGGAUAUGGUGGUUUGGGCUACAAUCGGUUUCGAAUGGAUGACAUUCCUACCAGCAGGUUUGUUCAGCAAGCGGAGGAGAGCAGCCGUGGUGCAUUUCAGUCCAUUGAAAGCAUAGUACAUGCCUUUGCCUCAGUGAGCAUGAUGAUGGACGCUACAUUUUCUGCUGUCUACAACAGUUUCCGAGCUGUUUUGGAUGUAGCUAAUCACUUCUCCCGGCUCAAAAUACAUUUCACAAAGGUGUUUUCGGCUUUUGCAUUAGUCAGAACUAUAAGGUUCCUCUACAGGCGUUUACAGAGGUUGCUGGGUAUGAGGAAAAGUUCAGAGAAUGAGGAUUUGUGGGCAGAAAGUGAAGGAACUGUGGCUCGCAUUGGUCCUGAGGACAAGUCAGCUAACUCUGCAAAAUCCUGGCCUAUUUUCCUGUUCUUUGCUGUUGUUCUUGGUGGUCCCUACCUCAUUUGGAAGCUGCUGUCCACCUACAAUGAUGAUGAAGAAACAGCUUCCGGUAACUGGGCAAGUGGAGAGGAUGAUCAUAUUGUUGGGAGAGCAGAGUAUGACUUCAAUGCUGCUUCAGAGGAAGAAAUGUCUUUCCGUGCAGGUGAAAUGCUAAAAUUAGCACCCAAAGAACGGCAGCCCAAAAUGCGUGGCUGGCUUUUGGCUAGCCGUGAUGGCCAGACAACAGGACUUGUACCAGCUAAUUAUGUCAGAAUACUUGGCAAAAGGAAAGGUAGGAGAACCUCAGGAUUGGAGAAGAUUAUGGAACAGCAGCCAGUGUUUACCAACACAACUUCAGUUCAAGGAGCUACAGCUGCUGACACUUUAGAAGAGCAAGAAGCUGCCUUUGAGUCGGUGUUUGUGGAAACAAAUAAAGGUCCUGCCACAUCCGACUCUCCUGGGCUUGGUGAAGACAAACAGGAUCUUUGAUACAUCUGAAGUUUUAUCAAAGAGAUUGGAUUGUGCUUACCAGUAAUAUUGUAGGUAGCCAUUGAAUAGUGAUGUAGUGGAACACUGUUGUUGACCGUAUCCAGGUAACUUGCUAUUCAAACCUGGAAGAGAUAUAGGGAACAACAUUAUUGUCCAUAAUGUUGUGCUUGGUUCAUUUAAUGUUGGAUGGC